GACUGAGCACACAGCCGGGGGUCGGUGAGCAAGUGCGCGCAAAGAGAGAGCAGCCUCGCCAGCUCACACUCACCACUCACGCAACACCCAAAUGCGCCAAACCAUGCAGCGUCCACGACAAGGCGACGAUUAAUAACACUGCCAUCACUCGGACCUGAGUGGCUUCUUAUUUAUUUCUUUAUUUCGUUGCUGCAACAACUAUCCUCCUCCUCAUCCUCCAUCAUAUUUGCAGAUGAGCGCCGUCUGUGCAUGAAAGGCUCGCUUGCAGGUACCACGACAACACCGGACGACUGGUGGCUUUGAAAGAGAGAGAGAGAGAAAACACCCCAGGGUGCCACUUCCACCAUGGCGUUAACGAUCUGCACAAGAUUUACCGACGAAUACCAGCUGUUCGAGGAGCUGGGGAAGGGAGCCUUCUCUGUGGUCAGGCGGUGUGUGAAGAUCUCCUCUGGUCAAGAGUAUGCUGCUAAAAUCAUCAACACUAAGAAGCUCUCUGCCAGAGAUCAUCAAAAGCUGGAGAGAGAGGCCAGGAUUUGCCGUCUACUGAAGCACCCCAAUAUUGUUCGGCUCCAUGACAGCAUAUCAGAGGAGGGCUUCCACUAUUUGGUGUUUGAUCUCGUGACAGGCGGAGAGCUCUUUGAGGACAUCGUCGCCCGCGAGUACUACAGCGAGGCCGAUGCCAGCCAUUGCAUACAGCAGAUCCUGGAGAGUGUUCAUCACUGCCACGUUAAUGGGAUUGUCCACAGGGACUUGAAGCCUGAGAACCUUCUUUUAGCCAGUAAGCUGAAGGGAGCUGCUGUCAAGUUGGCUGAUUUUGGGCUGGCGAUCGAGGUGCAGGGUGACCAGCAGGCAUGGUUUGGUUUUGCUGGCACCCCGGGGUACUUGUCUCCAGAGGUUUUGAGGAAAGACCCGUAUGGGAAACCAGUGGACAUGUGGGCCUGUGGAGUGAUUUUAUACAUUUUGCUGGUGGGUUACCCUCCAUUCUGGGAUGAAGACCAGCACCGCCUUUAUCAACAAAUCAAGGCCGGGGCAUAUGAUUUCCCAUCCCCCGAGUGGGAUACCGUAACACCCGAGGCCAAAGAUCUGAUCAACAAGAUGCUGACCAUCAAUCCGAGUAAACGCAUCACCGCCGCCGAGGCCCUCAAACACCCAUGGAUCUGCCAACGGUCCACUGUAGCUUCCAUGAUGCACAGGCAGGAGACUGUGGAAUGCCUGAAGAAAUUCAACGCCAGGAGGAAACUCAAGGGGGCCAUUUUAACCACUUUACUGGUCACAAGAAACUUCUCAGCAGCCAAGAGUUUGCUGAACAAGAAGCCUGAUGGCGUUAAGGUCAACAACAAAGCAAACACAGUGACCAGUCCUAAAGACACUGGCCCUGCCCCUGCACUGGAACCACAGACGACUGUGAUCCACAACCCUGUGGAUGGAAAUAAGGAAUCCAUUGAGAGUGCCAACACCACCAUAGAAGAUGAGGAUGUUAAAGCCCUUCGUCUGGGCAGCUUAGUGAGUGGUAUCUUGAGCUCUAAGAGCCGUUCCUCACAGAUGUCUGAGUCAAGGCAGACUCCCACUUCCUCAUUUCAAACCUGCACCAAUAACACUAAAGCUCGUAAACAGGAAAUUAUCAAAGUCACCGAGCAGCUGAUUGAGUCUAUCAACAAUGGAGACUUUGAGGCUUACGCGAAAAUUUGCGAUCCUGGUCUGACUUCCUUUGAACCAGAAGCCCUGGGAAACCUGGUGGAAGGGCACGACUUCCAUCGCUUUUACUUUGAGAAUGCCCUGUCUAAAGGGAACAAGCCGGUGCACACCAUCCUCUUGAACCCACACGUGCAUCUCAUCGGGGAGAACGCGGCGUGUAUCGCCUACAUUCGCCUGACCCAGUACAUGGAUGGCGCCGGCAUGCCCCGCACCAUGCAGUCUGAGGAGACCCGCGUGUGGCACCGCCGCGACGGGAAGUGGCAGAACAUCCACUUCCACCGCUCUGGCUCACCCAGCAUCCCCUCCCAUUAAUGGAAUAUGGUGUGCUUUGAAAAACCCCGACAACAUCCCAUCCCAUCUGCAAAUGCGAGCGUGGAGCAGUCAAGCCACCCCAUGACUGCGCUCUGACCUUUGACCCUCCUCUAAAGACAUGGCACAGGACACACUUAUUCAUACAUUUUACAGUUACGGCAUUUAAUCAAUGGACUCCAUCCUUUCAAUAGACCACCAGCAGGUGGCUGCACACGGUGUUAGGACAUUAUCAAAUGAGCAUAUUGGCAACAGUUUUCUUCUUUAGUUUGUUAUUUUUUUUAUUUUAAAAAUGUUUUGGUAUGCAUUUUAAAUAUAUAUCAAUUAGAAAUCUGCUGCUGUAUCCUCUCCCGGAAAGUAGUUCAGUAUUUUUUAUGUGUAUUUAUGUGCGUGUAAUACAAAAUUAAAAACAAAACAAAACAAAAAAAAAACAAUUGGAAGAUCCGAAUGUUCAAAUGGAGCUUGCUUUAGUUCUGGUGAUGUAUAUACAUUGUGAUUGUUGAUGACAAUUAAAACAACAACGUUGAGAUUUGCUAUUCUUGCUAUCAGAGGAUUUAAUUGGAUUUAUGAGCUAUAUUUAUGUUUGCUAUGAGCUAUAAGUCAUACUGUUUGAAUCGUCUGACUUCAAUACUAGUUUAAAUGUAAAGAAAGCAGAGCUUACACUUUGCAUUGGAAUAUGUUUGCCUUUAUAUCAGUGAUAUAAGAAAUAAGAGAAUGUAGCAUAUAUGUAAUAUAUGAACAUCCAAGAUUAUCGUGUAGUGCAUGGGGCGUGGGGGGGGAAUAUUGAGUAAGUACCAUAUGAAACUAUAAUAAUAAUAUCUUCUGUUUGAGUUGUGAAUCACUGACUUGUUUGUUAAUGUUGUGCACCAGUCCUGUCCCAAAAACGUCCUCCAGUGUCAUGGAACUGUUGUAAAAACAAUAAUACAACAAUAAAAUUACAAAAUCAAAGCUGCAUAUCAAAGGGGAAGGUUUGGAAAAAAAAAAAUUCUGGUUGUUGAAGCACCUCUUAGGUUUUGUAUAAAAUAUUUAGAAAGAAAGCUCAUUUUUCAUAAUGUUUGUACUUGUAUUGUAUGACUGUACAUGUAGGGUCAUUUUAUUCUCAUUUUAUCCCCAGAGCGUUACAUUGCCAAUCGCACAGAAAAUGCAGAAGUUGGUACCUUAAUCAGAUGGUCAGCUUGACUGAACGUACAUGAAAGCUUUGGAGAUGUGGUCAGACAUGAGGGGUUCUCAGUUUUUUUUAUAAUUUUCACUUCGUCUCUUUUUCAGACUACAAAAUACAACAAUCAUCCUUUUUUUUGGGAGGGAGGGGGGGGACGUAUGAUGUCAAUUCAAUACACAGAUCCUUAACUCGUGUGUACCAGUGCGGCAAUGGAUGGCUUUUAAUGUUUAAGAAAUAAAUAAAAGGAGGUAAACAGUGUGAUCAUGGAGGCGUUUCGCUUUGGUUUUGUGAAAAUCGUUCACCCUGUUAUAUAUUCUUUUUAAAUUAACAAAAGAAAUACAGUACAUUCAUUUACUUGGUGAUUUUCUUGAUUAUUUUAAAGAAUUCUAAAGUUGAAAUAAGAGGUAAUGUUUUUGUGGUGAAAUGCUAGUACCCCCAAUUUUAUUAUUUUGAAAAUAUAUAUAACUAAGAAAUAUUUACUUGUAUUAAUUGUAUGUGUUUUGUCCUCCUGAGACCCAGAAAAAUAAAAGUUGCUUUUUUUAAACAUUAAAUCACUGUCUUGAAUCAGAUUGAUGGAUGGAAAAACAAUACACCACAAUAGCUGUCUGUGGACAGUGGAAAACAAUAUCUAUGUAUCUACAUCUUUUAAUCGGAUUACUCACGAUUUUCACAUUAAUGUAUCAUGAUUAAUCACCAUGUCACACUAUGUCUGAAAUCCGCCCGUUUUUACUGUAUUUAGCAACAGUUAGUCCUCAUGUCCACUGCAAAGGUACAAAUGUGUUGUUUGCCAGUAACAAUGUGAGCAAAACCACCACUUCAUGUCUGCCAUUAAAAACAUAACAACUGAACAAAUGUACCCUAAAUUCCAGGUUCUAAAUUCUGAUCUGGUGACAUCUCCUUAGAAAGACUACUAAUUAUUUGUCAGGAGCCAAUCACGUGCACUCGCAACAACGUAACAACAUAACAUGGUGUCACCUUACAGAAAACACUAAACUCAUCACACAGCAACUUAACUGCUCAAAAGUUAUACUUGAUCAAAAAUUCCAUAACGCACUGCAUCUGCGCAAUUGCAUUCAUGGGGCGCUGCAAUGGCGUCAGCCUCGUGGGUUCCGUGCUCUUCUGGCUCCAUCUGGUGAACAGAGGUACCCUAAAUUCCAGGUUCUAAAUUCUGAUCUGGUGACACCUCCUUAGAAAGACUACUAAUUAUUUGUCAGGAGCCAAUCACGUGCACUCGCAACAACUUAACAUCAUAACAUGGUGUCACCUUACAGAAAACACUAAACUCAUCACACAGCAACUUAACUGCUCAAAAGUUAUACUUGAUAAAAAAUUUCCAUAAUGCACUGCAUCUGCGCAAUUGCAUUCAUGGGGCGCUGCAAUGGCGUCAGCCUCGUGGGUUCCGUGCUCUUCUGGCUCCAUCUGGUGAACAGACGCAGAUCUGUUUUCUUUGCUGAUUGUCCUCCAGUGAAAAUGUAUUAUGAGAAACAUUUAUUUUAAAACAAGUAUAAAACUGUAAUUGUAAUAAAACAUUUUUCACAUUGUAACUGAACGAUGUGUGUAACCAACUGCAUGCUACGCUCAUCCAUUCUCUCUCACUUUGUCCUCAAGGUUGUGUGUGUUUCUUCCGUCCACUUCUGCCACCUAGUGGUCGUUUGUGUGGCUUAAAAUUGCUCUGAAGCAAAUGCAUAAGCCAGAAGUUGUGUCAUUAUGUCUUUUAGUCAAAAACGUGUUAAA
Molecule: messenger RNA, 4897 nt
Organism: Doryrhamphus excisus (bluestripe pipefish)
Lineage: Eukaryota; Metazoa; Chordata; Actinopteri; Syngnathiformes; Syngnathidae
Gene: camk2d2
Product: calcium/calmodulin-dependent protein kinase (CaM kinase) II delta 2
Biological process (GO): protein phosphorylation
Molecular function (GO): calmodulin binding; ATP binding; calcium/calmodulin-dependent protein kinase activity
Source: RefSeq, a predicted model, not a curated record